AAAUAAUGCCAAGAAAACCAUCCCACACCUCACAUCGACACAAAGUUGGAACAUCACAUCGUGGUGGUGCAAGAACUUUUGAUGUGACUGAAGACUCGUUGCCCACCUCCUUGGCUACCAACGAACUGCGGGCGGAUGCCUUCUCGAUCCGUGUUGCGAUGUGGGUAUGUUCUUGUCAUGAAUCCCCCCGAGCUUCUUCUGUGUGACAAUGGGAUAAACAAGGAUUUCGGCCAUUGCGACCCAAAGAGAUGCAGUGGGAAAAAGUUACAACGAUUCGGUAUGAUCGAGGAACUCAAGGUGGGAGCGCGCUUCCGAGGAGCGGUUCUCAGUCCGAAGGGAACUAUCUGCGUGUCUCCCUCCGAUCGGGGACUCGUCGAAUCUGCUGGCCUUGCAGUAGUUGAAUGCUCAUGGGCACGUUUAGAAGAGGUCCCGUUCUCGAGGAUUCAGUCGGUAAAUGACCGCGUGUUGCCGUAUCUCAUCGCCGCGAACCCCGUGAAUUAUGGAAAACCAUGGCGUCUGAACUGCGUGGAGGCCUUAGCCGCCGCCCUCUCAAUCGUCGGUUUGGAUGACAUGUCUGAGAGACUCUUGGCUAAGUUUGGCUGGGGACAUUCGUUCACUGCGCUAAACCAGGAAUUUAUUGAUCGCUAUCGGACCUGCCACUCGGCUGAGGAUGUUCUUAGUAUGCAGGAAACAAUCCUAGCAGAACUGCAAGACGAAUAUAUAGCAAGACACCCCCCUGAAACCGAUGGAGAGUUAUUACCCAGGGACAUCAUUUCGCCAGCAGAGGAUAGCGAUGACGAAUCCACCCCAACCAAGAAUACUUCCACCGUGGAGACCGAUGCUCUAGGCAAUUCAGCCGUAGUGAUAGUGUAGCGAUCAGUAUAAUUAAACUGCGCGCAACUCUUGUACAUCAGUCUCCAGGCUGACCAGACGCGCGCUUAUAAUUUGAAAGUGAACCUUGAUAUAUUGCAGGAUAAGUCACCUGACGCUGUUGAACUUUCUUGCGAUUUUGCAAACUGCGCAACAACGCCAAAAGCUCUCCAGAUGAAGCUCGUUCGGUUCUUAAUGAAAUUGAACAACGAGACCGUCACUCUCGAGCUCAAAGACGGCUCAAUAAUUCAUGGGACGAUCACAGGUGCGCCAGGACGUCGUCUAUAUCACGUAGUAUAGACUUAGACAACUGCAUCUUCAGGCGUUGAUGUUCAAAUGAAUACACAUCUUAAAACCGUUAAAAUGACCGCCCGAAACCGUGAACCAACCUCAUUCGAC
Molecule: messenger RNA, 1269 nt
Organism: Cantharellus anzutake
Lineage: Eukaryota; Fungi; Basidiomycota; Agaricomycetes; Cantharellales; Hydnaceae
Exons: 7
Coding region: 136-873 (245 amino acids)
Biological process (GO): maturation of SSU-rRNA
Molecular function (GO): rRNA small subunit aminocarboxypropyltransferase activity
Source: RefSeq, a predicted model, not a curated record